CAAGAUUUACACUACUAUUGAAUUUGAUUGUCAUAUCAAGCUAAACCAUGGUGAUGAUGAUGAUGAUUUGAUUCAUUAGUGUAUGGUAUCAUAUAAGUCAACUUUGUUUGUGCAUGAAUUUCUAUUACAAUAUGCACAGUACAAUGAAUAAAUUAAAGAACAUGGAUCCUACUUCAUUUUAGAACUUGACUUCAGAUUGAAGGAUUGAUUCACCCACAUCUAUUACCAGUACUAACAUCGAACAUCGAAUAUCAUAGACAGGAUCGUCUUAGUGAACAAUAUUGAAAAUGUUAUUGUCAAGUGAAUCUUGGACUAAACUAUUUAUCCUAUGCAAUUGUAGUUUUAUAGCAUUCAGUAUUGUUCUGUUGGCACUCGGUAUUCAACCAGAAAUCACAAUAAAUCAAUUCAGUUCUAUUCUACACAGUGCAAAACCAAUAAUCUUCAUAGUUGUCUGUAUCUCAGGAGGUCUUGGUGUAUUAGGAUCAUGUGUUGGAAUUUAUGGAUACUUGAAACAACGGAAAAUCAUCAUAUAUUUGAACAUUUUUGUUUUGAUUGUUGUGACUUGUAUGUGGAUUGGUAUGGGAAUGAAAUUAGCUGUAGCGGAAGACGAGUUCCCCAAGUUAGCUAAUAGCUCACUAAGUGCUGCUGUUAAAGAAUAUACGACACAAACUGAUUAUCAAAUGGAGCUUGACAAACUACAAAAGAGUUUUCACUGCUGUGGAUCAACAUCGUCCAAAGACUAUACAGCUCAUAAUAAGAAAGCACAAAUACCUUCUUCAUGUAAAUACAAUACAAUCGUAUUUUCCAAAGGAUGUACAACAGUGUUAAGUGAAUAUACACAACAUUAUUUAAAUGUAAUCAUGUAUCUAUGUUUCAUAUUCGGUAUUAUUCAAGUGAUCUAUUUGGUGAUGUCUAUUAUGAAAAUACGUAAAUUUGAAGAUGGUAAUUCUUUAUCGGCAUAAAUGACUCCUCAAGAUCCGAAGAAAGAAGAUAGUCACACACACACACACACUAGAACAUUCAACAAAAUGUCAAAGAUGAAUUUGAAUCAUUCCAUUUUGAAAAACUGAUUCCAUAUUGUCAUUUGAUCUUAAUCAAAUAUACACCAUUAGUAUUAUUAUUGAA
Molecule: messenger RNA, 1125 nt
Organism: Schistosoma rodhaini
Lineage: Eukaryota; Metazoa; Platyhelminthes; Trematoda; Strigeidida; Schistosomatidae
Source: the annotation of a GenBank genome assembly